AUGGAUUCAAAUGCACGUAUCGCACGGGUGGUAGGCCUGCUCACUGUCAUUCUGUCCUUCACUCAUUUCCAACCUGCCUUCGCCCUUCGAGUGCUAAGCAAUCCCGCAGCAGCCCAUGCCAGUGCUGAUAGCGAAGCUUCUCUAGCGGGAGCUUCAGCUGCUACUGCCUCUGAAUCAGGAACAAGUGGUCCAGAGGCAGCGAGCGUGAUGCAGAGCGGUGCAGCGGACCCGUGCACGCUGGAGAGUGACGUGGAAGAUCUUCGGUCCGUGGUCAACGGAGUCAACAACCACUACGUCUACAAGGACACUGCCGUUGACUCGCCGGACCAGACGAACCUUCCCAGCAGCGUCGACAUCGUCGCGGAGCUGACGGCCAUUCUGCAGCGCGCCGAGCGGGGCGAAUACGAACGGCUGAUGGACGCCCACGUGGACACGUUCAACGCGAUCAACGGCCUGAACGACGGCCACACCAUGUUCAGGUCGGGAUGCUUCUUCGGCAUGGCUACCUUCUUCCUGCCGCUCCCGCUUUUCGCGGUCGUGGAGGACGGUCAGCAGAUCGUUCGCGUCGCCACGCGCCAAUACCUGGAGCGCACACUGACUGGCCUCUCUCCCUCCCUCCCCCAGGUGCUCACCAUUGAGGGCCAGCCGGCAGUGCAGUACAUCAAGCAGUGGGCGGACAAGCACGGCGGCAUGGUGCGCAACCCCAGUGCGCGCUUCAACAUGAUGUUUGCCGCGCUCGACCCAGAGGGGCGCGCCAGAUUGAGCCACCACGCGGGGGAGUUUGUUGUGCGGGAGCUGGUUCCAGAGAGCGACACGCUGCAGGUGUCCAUUCUGAGAGGGGGGGCAGCAGAGAACGUGAGUGUGCCAUGGAUGGCUAUCUCGCGCCCAGAGACCUUCACCGACUCCCACUCCUACUGGACCCUCAACUGCGCCAAGCACAACGAGAGCUGUCCAGGCAACGCUGCAAGGAACGGCAGCAGCGGCAGCAGUGACAGUGGAAGCGGCAGCGAGGAGGCGCCACCUCCUAUGUUUGAGCUUGAUGUGCUGAGGAUGCGACCCCAGUACCAGCAAUACCAGUGGCCCCACAGGCGCCAGCAGCAGCAGCCACAGGAGAAGCAGGAGCGCAAGGAGGAAGCAGGGCCGCCAAGCAGUGAUGUGCAGAGCAGCGACAAUGUUGCACAGGCGAUAGUGGCUGGCGGGGAUGGGGCAGCCAUCACAAUGGAGAAGGUGUCUGCUGACGAUGCCUACUACCUGAUGUCACUGUUCGUGCUGAAACGCUAUCAAGAACCGCAUUCAACCUCCCAGCUCUCCUUUCUCUCCCCUGGCCGGACCCCUCAACCCCUCCUAACCGCACUGCACCACUCUCACGUGUAUUUGUUGAGCAACCGCACAGCAGUGAUCGUGCUGCACCACGGCGAUGAUCAACCGCACCCUCUGGUGAGCAACCGCACGGCAGUGAUCGUGCUGCACACAUUCUCAGUCAGCAGGCCUGCCCUGAAUCCCGUUGCAUACCUCGCUGAGGAGAUUCUCAAAGCCAUGGAUGCUGCAAGGCGCACCAACUGCACGGAGGUCAUAUUCGACGUGCGCGAUAACGGCGGCGGGCUUACCGUGCUGGCCUCAGUCACAGUCGUCGCGCUUCUCGGCACGCGCAACGUGCCUCUGGCUGACGCAACCCUACCCAUGGACUUCAUUAUAGGCACAAACUUCACCUGGAGCCUCGUGGAGGAUCAGGCCAUUCCUAGGUACGCCACUAACGCGUACACUCAGCCCAGCGACGGCGCGUCGCUCCUCUCGUCUUCUCAAGACUACACUCCUCUGCAAAACGUCUCCUUCUCCGCCGCCGGCCGCGCCGGAACCUAUACCGCGGAUUUUAAGUUGGAUUUCGGUAAAAUCUACGGCGAAUUGGCGGAGAAACCCGGGUCGGCGGAGCCGUUUUUCGGCGCGCGGCCGUUUCUGUUUCUGGCGGACGGCGACUGCUUUUCCACCUGCGCCAUCCUCACGCACAUGCUGGGUAAACGCUACAAAGUACCCAUGGUAACCGUGGGUGGUUUCCUUAACCAGCCCAUGUCCGUGAGCGCGUUGUGCCUGGGCUACACCAUGCGCUCGUUAAACUGCGACGUCUCGGUUCCGCUAAGCCGCACCACCCACGCCAACGACCCGCGCGCGUCGAAACCGUUUAAGACGAACAUGGAUGUUUCGAUGGCGUUUACUAACGGGUAUGUGGACUCGACUGUUCCGUGCGAGUUCGAAUUUCUGCCGAGUCAGCGCCACGUGGACUACACCGUAGAUCGCAUAGACAAGCCCGAGGUCAUCUGGAGCGACGUCGCGAAACUCUUCCCAGAAUUGCCGCUGCCACCGGUGAUCGCUCGAACGCAGGCUGCAGUGUAA
This is a messenger RNA of Closterium sp. Naga37s-1, 2388 nucleotides long. The record is from the annotation of a GenBank genome assembly. NCBI's taxonomy places the organism in Eukaryota, Viridiplantae, Streptophyta, Zygnematophyceae, Desmidiales, Closteriaceae.